AUGGGUCGUCCUGGGGUUCAGAGGUUAACAUGGACACUGUUUGUCUACCUGAGUUGGAUGUGUGUGGAUCAAGCAGUGGCAGGGCCGCAGUUCAUGGUCACCAUUCCUGCAGUCAUCGAAGCAGGAGCUGAAACGCCGUUCUGUGCGAGCCUCUUGAAGCCCAACGAGACUCUGGUCAUGACCGUCACUCUGAGGUCCCUGCAGCAGAAUGUGACUCUCAUGGAGGAAACAUCCAGUCAGGAGUUUCACACCUGCAUUAAGUUCAUGGCUCCUUUAGUGCAAGAUGAAGUCCGAAUGUUGGAGGUGGAGGUCCGAGGGGCAACGUUUUACUCAAAAGAAGUCAGAAAAGUUAUGAUCAAAGCCUACCAGCCAAGCACAUUCGUCCAAACAGAUAAACCGAUCUACCUCCCAGGACAAACAGUGAAUUUCAGAGUCGUCUCACUGGACAGCAAAUUGAGACCUGUCAAUCGCUUGUACACUGUCAUUGAAAUUGAGGAUUCAGCCAGCAACAGGGUUGGACAGUGGUUACAAAAAGAAUCCAACGGGACAAUAUUGCAGCUUUCUUACUCCUUGAACUCUGAGGCCCGCGAAGGAACCUACAAUGUCAUUGUGUCGAUUGGUGAUGAGAAGAUUAUUCAUGACUUUAAGGUGGAGAAAUAUGUUUUGCCAAGAUUUGAGGUAAAAGUAGAAGCACCUGGUGAAGUUAGUAUUGGGCAUGAAGACAUCAAAGUUGAAGUUUGUGCAAAGUAUACAUACGGGCAGCCUGUACCAGGAAAUGUUAAAAUUGAGAUGCACCGACCUCUCAGUCGCUAUUAUACAAGGAACUAUGUAGCUACCACUGAUAAUUCAGAUGGCGUCCCUGAGAUAACUGCCCCAUCUUACAUGGAGAUAAAACAGGCAGAUAAGGCCGGCUGCGCAACUUUUCUCAUCAUGAUGUCAACUUUCACAAAACUUGACCAAAAAGUGCUGCGAGAUUCACUGCAUCUCAAGGCCAGCAUGGAGGAGGAGGGAACAGGAAUUGCACAUGAUAGUCAGAAGAGACUCGAUAUAUCCUACGCUAUCGGAAAGGUUUUCUUCAUGGACACACCCAAGAUUUACAACAAAGGAUCAGAUGUGGAGGGAAAAGUCAAAGCUGUUACUUACGACAACACGCCCAUUCCUGACAUGAAGGUGCACCUGUUUGAGGGAGAGAGGUGGUCAUCCCGUCUGCUGCAGAAUCUCACAACUGACAGUGAGGGUGUCGCAGCUUUCACGAUAAGCACAGCUGAGUUUAAACAAGACAUCCAGCUUGUCGUAAGCAGUAAACCCUCAGUGAGGUACGACGGGCAUCGAUCUCCUUACUACCAAACCGGAGAGCACACACUGACCUCGGUCAAACCUUUUGCUCCAGAAACUAAAACAAUCAGCUCCCUGGAGGUGCAGAAGAAGGAUCAACCACUGGCCUGUGACACAGAAGAAGAAAUCUUCAUCCGUUUCCUUGUCGUCGGGGAAGCCCAGGGCUCUGCGGAUGUGAUGUAUCUGGUCUUAUCCCGAGGAGUCAUUGUAUGGCAAGGAUUCAAACAGGUUGAAGUCCAAGAUAAAUCAGUGACUGAGGGCGAGAUGUCCUUUAAGUUCAGAGUGUCCCCUGAGAUGUCCCCAGACGUCCAGGUUGUGGCUUACGCUGUCCUCCCCAGUGAGACGGUGAUCGCCCACAGUUCUGACUUCUCCACUGAGAAAUGCUUCAGUCACAAGGUGUCGCUGGAGUUUUCUCCGUCCUCAGCUGUCCCAGGAGAAGAAAACACCCUAAAGUUGACAGCCCAGCCGGACUCUCUGUGUGGUGUGAGCGCUAUCGACCAGAGCGUCCUCAUCAAGGAGCCCGGGAAAACUCUGGACGCAGAAAAGAUAUUUAAUCUGUUGCCAGUCAGAAAAUCCACCCAUAUUCCAUACUCAGCUGAAGACGCUUUAGAGUGCCUGACAGUGAGAUCAAAAAGAUCAUAUCUGCCGUACCGCUCACGGCGUGCCGAAGAUGAUGCUUACAACGUUUUCCAGAAUGUUGGGCUGAAGAUGGUAACCAAUUUGUUUAUUCGGACGCCAUCGUGCCUCACCUAUAGAGGAGAAGAAUACCACCGGGGCUAUGGACACAGAGUUUAUGACAUGGAUACUCUUAUUAUGGCAAAGGUGAGCCUGGAACGUCCACCAGGUCCUGGCAAUGAGGAGUCUUUAGUUAUAGAGACAGUCCGCAGUUUUUUUCCUGAGACUUGGAUCUGGGACCUUGUGAAAGUUGGAGAGUCUGGGACAAAGGAUGUGCCCCUCACUGUUCCUGACACCAUCACCACCUGGGAGACAGAGGCUUAUUGUUUGUCCCCUCAGGGUUUCGGUUUAGCUCCUCGUAAAGAGCUCACUGUCUUCCAGCCUUUCUUCCUGGAGCUCAGCCUGCCUUACUCCAUCAUCCGAGGCGAGAACUUUGAGCUGAAGGCGACUGUCUUCAACUACCUGUCCAGCUGCAUCAUGGUCACUGUGACUCCAGCCUCCUCCUUGGAUUACACCCUCACCCCCCUCUCUGGUGACCAGUACACAUCCUGUUUGUGUGGCAACGAGCGCAAGACCCUCAGCUGGGUCAUGGAUCCCACAGCUUUAGGGGUUGUGAACGUGUCUGUGACCGCUGAGGCUGUGGCGUCUCACGCUUCAUGUGACAAUGAGAUAGUGAGCGUGCCAGAGAGAGGUCGCGUUGACGUGGUCACAAAAUCCCUCAUUGUAAAGGCUGAAGGAACCGAGGUGAUCAAGACCCACAACUGGCUGCUCUGUCCCAAAGAUGAGACUUUGACGGAGGAAGUAGAGAUAUCGCUCCCUGAGAAUGUGAUUGAUGGAUCUGCCCGUGCUCUUGUUUCAGUCCUGGGUGACAUCCUGGGCCGAGCUCUGAAGAACCUGGACGGUCUGCUGCAGAUGCCGUAUGGAUGCGGCGAGCAGAACAUGGCGCUUCUGGCCCCGAACAUCUACAUCCUCCAAUACCUGAAGAACACGCAGCAGCUGACCCCGGCCAUCAUGGAGAAGGCGGGCAACUUCCUGACCAGUGGCUACCAGAGACAGCUGAACUACAAGCAUAGGGGAGGAGCUUACAGCACAUUUGGAAGCGGAUCAGGGAACACUUGGCUGACGGCUUUCGUGCUGAGAUCCUUCGCCAAAGCACGGUCUUUCGUCUUCAUUGACCCAAAAAAUAUUGCAGAGUCAAAGUCUUGGCUGGUUCGCAGACAACAGGAACAUGGUUGUUUCCAACAGUCGGGGAAACUCUUCAACAACAGAAUGAAGGGCGGCGUCUCUGAUGAAGUGACUCUCAGUGCGUACAUCACUGCUGCCUUCUUGGAGAUGAACUCAUCCAGUAAUGAUCCUGUGGUGAAAAGCAGCCUGUCCUGCCUCAGGGAGUCCAUCAGUGACCUCAGCAACACCUACGCCACCGCUCUGCUGGCGUACGUCUUCACCCUGGCAGGUGACAUGGAGACCCGUGCUCACCUUCUGAGACACCUUGACACAGUUGCAAUUCAAAAAGGAGGUUACCUCCACUGGUCUCAGACCGCUGCAGACACCUCGUCCUCUCUGUCUGUGGAGAUCAGCUCUUAUGUGCUGCUGGCCAAACUCAGCGUCUCUUCUCCUACUGCUGAAGACCUGGGAUACUCCACCCGCAUCGUCAGAUGGCUGACCACUAAGCAGAACUAUUAUGGAGGCUUCUCCUCCACACAGGACACAGUGGUGGCUCUGCAGGCUUUGGCUCUCUACUCCACCCUGGUGUUCAGUCCAAGAGGUUCCAGCACGGUUGCUGUCCAGUCUCCCAGCAUGCAGCUGUUCUUUGACGUGAACCAGGACAACAAGCUGCUCUACCAGGAGCAGGUGCUGAUGGGCGGGGCCGGAAAGUACAGCCUGCAGGUGAAGGGAUCGGCGUGUGCUUCAGCGCAGAUUUCUCUUCACUACAACAUCCCAACUCCUAUUGAUGUCAGCACAUUGAUGGUGGACGUCCAACCAGAAGCUGACUGUGCCGGCGCCUCUAACAGACGCAGGCUUUCCCUGAAAUUCAAGAGCUUAUACAGUGGAGAGGAGGGCACUACAAACAUGGUGAUCCUGGAUAUCAAAAUGCUCUCUGGAUUUGUCCCAGACCCAGAGUCUUUGAAGAAGCUCAAACGUGCCGAGCUGGUGGAUCGUGUGGAAGAAAAGAAAGAUCAUGUUAUGGUUUACUUUAAGGAGUUGCAGAAAGACAUCCCCAUCAAUCAUGAAUUAAGGCUCAUACAGGAGCUCCCAGUGCAGAACCUGAAGCCAGCUGUGGUCAAGAUCUACGACUACUACCAGCCAAGUGACCAGGCUGAGACUCAGUACAUCUACCCUUGUGUUGCAGCCUGAACACUGAUGUUGUCUCGAUGCUCCCAGUAAGAUUCGAAAUAAACCUCCAUUUCAUUCCAA
Molecule: messenger RNA, 4425 nt
Organism: Labrus bergylta (ballan wrasse)
Lineage: Eukaryota; Metazoa; Chordata; Actinopteri; Labriformes; Labridae
Product: alpha-2-macroglobulin-like
Cellular component (GO): extracellular region
Molecular function (GO): endopeptidase inhibitor activity
Source: RefSeq, a predicted model, not a curated record